AAUGUUUUUACUUGGGUUGACUCUAUCAAAUAUCAUAAGCAGUUCAGAAACACAUUCUGUGCAUGUUCUGAUGUCUAUGAGAUUUCAAAUGAGUCCAAAUAUUGACAGUCAUCAAUUGCACAUGAUUAGUUAGUUCAGAUCCCAAGUACCCACGUAUUAUAUCCAAUAAAUAAUUAUCCUUUUUUUGUUCAUCAUCAUUUAUCUAUCACCAAUUUAUCUUUAACUAUAAACUAAUUUAUCUCUAGAAUAGCUUCCUAUAACUUUCCUUACCCUCCCUUUGUUCCCUGUAAUCAAAUAUGCCAAAACAUUAAGAGGAACAAACAAAGUCAGAAGAGAACAACACAGCCACCAAAAUGCAAACUCAUUGGUUGUUCUUGUAUUGUUACAUUGGUGUGUCUCUCUUUUUUAUUGAGGGAGCUCAAAUUGCAACAUACAAUGAAUUGUCAACUCUUAUCUCCAUCAAAUCUAGUAUCAUUGAUCCAAUGAAUCAUUUAAAGGAUUGGCAGCAGCCGAGCAACGCGACGAUGCAGGAUGAUGGUUGGAACCAUUAUUGUAACUGGACUGGAAUUAGUUGCAACUCUAAAGGGUUUGUAGAGAGUCUUGAACUCUACAACAUGAACUUAAGUGGUGUUAUUACAUACCACAUUCAAUCCCUUUCAAGUUUAUCUUAUUUCAACAUAAGUUGUAACAACUUUGCUUCAACACUUCCCAAAUCACUAUCUAACCUCACAUCUCUAAAGAGUUUUGAUGUGAGCCAGAACUACUUUACUGGCAGAUUUCCCACUGGUCUUGGAAGAGCUGCAGGGUUGAGAUCAAUCAAUGGAUCAAGCAAUGAAUUUUCAGGUCUUCUUCCUGAGGAUAUUGGAAACUCAACAUUGCUUGAGAGCCUCGAUUUUCGAGGGAGCUACUUUAUAAGUCCAAUUCCAAAGAGUUUUAAAAAUUUGCAGAAACUUAAGUUUCUAGGCUUAUCAGGCAAUAACUUCACAGGAAAGAUUCCAGAAUAUCUUGGAGAACUGAGUUCUUUAGAUACAUUGAUUAUGGGAUACAAUGAGUUUGAAGGUGAAAUCCCUGCAGAGUUUGGAAACAUGACUAAUCUUCAAUAUCUUGAUUUGGCUGUAGGAACUCUCAGUGGACAAAUUCCAGUUGAAUUCGGUAAGUUGAAGAACCUCACGACAGUUUACUUAUAUCGAAACAACUUGACAGGGAAAAUUCCACCUGAGCUUGGCAACAUUAUGUCACUAGCAUUUCUAGACCUCUCUGACAAUCAAAUCUCAGGAGAGAUUCCAAAAGAACUUGCUAAAUUAGAAAACCUUCAGCUUUUGAAUUUGAUGAGCAAUAAACUAACUGGUUUUGUACCAGAGAAGCUUGGUGAAUUGAAAAACUUACAGGUUCUUGAGCUAUGGAAAAAUUAUUUAGAAGGUCCUUUGCCACUGAACCUUGGAAAAUAUUCACCUUUGCAGUGGUUAGAUGUCUCUUCUAACUCAUUGUCCGGUGAGAUCCCUCCAGGUUUGUGUACUGAAGGAAAUCUCAUUAAACUAAUCCUCUUCAACAAUUCCUUCACCGGUCUCAUUCCUAGUGGACUUUCGAACUGUUCGUCUUUGGUGCGUGUUCGGAUUCAGAACAAUCUAAUUUCUGGAACCAUUCCUGUUGGAUUUGGCAAUCUCCCUAGCCUUCAACGGCUUGAGUUGGCAAAGAACAACCUCACUGGAAAAAUUCCUAUUGAUGUUACCUCUUCCACAUCACUUUCCUUCAUUGAUGUAUCCUGGAACCACCUUGAUUCAUCUCUGCCUUCAGAAAUUCUUUCUAUUCCAACCCUUCAAACCUUCAUUGCCUCUCACAACAACCUUGGAGGAACUAUCCCGGAUGAGUUCCAGGGCUGUCCAUCUCUUUCUGUGCUUGAUCUUUCAAAUGCAAAUAUCACUGGCACAAUCCCAGAAAGUAUAGCUUCUUGUCAAAGAUUAGUCAACCUUAAUCUUAGAAACAAUCAUUUGACAGGUGGAAUCCCAAAAUCAAUCACAAACAUGCCAACCUUAUCUGUUCUUGACUUGUCCAACAAUUCGCUGACCGGUAGGAUACCUGAAAACUUUGGCAGCUCACCAGCUCUGGAAAUGAUGAAUCUGUCCUAUAACAAGCUGGAGGGGCCAGUACCCUCAAAUGAGAUUCCUCUGAUGAUGAAUCCUAACGAUCUUAUCGGCAAUGUGGGUCUUUGCGGAGGCAUUCUCCCUCCAUGUUCUCAGAGUUUGACUGUGACAAGUCAGAAAAGGAGCUCACACAUUAAGCACGUUGUUAUCGGUUUUGUGUCUGGCAUUUCAGUGAUUUUAUCUUUUAGUGCUGUAUAUUUUGGAGGCAAAUGGUUAUGCAAUAGAUGGUAUUUGUAUAAUAAUUUCAUCCAUGAUUGGUUCAGACAUAGCGGUGAAGAUUGGCCCUGGAGGUUUGUAGCAUUCCAAAGGAUCAGUUUCACAAGUAAUGAGAUACUGAGUUGCAUAAAGGAAUCAAAUAUCAUAGGCAUGGGUGGCAAUGGUAUUGUUUACAAAGCUGAAAUCCAUAAACCUCAGGUAACAGUAGCAGUGAAGAAACUGUGGAGAUCAAGAGUAGACAUAGAAAAUGGGAAUAAUGAUGUAUUAAGGGAAGUGGAACUCCUAGGGAGAUUAAGGCAUAGGAACAUUGUAAGGCUAUUGGGGUAUGUUCACAAUGAAAGGGAUGUGAUCAUGGUUUGCGAGUACAUGCCGAACGGGAACCUUGGAACAGCACUGCAUGGUGAACAAUCUGCUAGGUUACUUGUAGAUUGGGUCUCAAGGUAUAACAUUGCUCUUGGAGUUGCACAAGGAUUGAACUACCUGCACCAUGAUUGUCAUCCACCGGUUAUUCAUAGGGAUAUUAAGUCUAAUAACAUACUCCUUGACGCGAAUUUGGAGGCCAGGAUAGCAGAUUUCGGGUUGGCAAGGAUGAUGAUUCAAAAGAAUGAGACUGUUUCGAUGGUGGCUGGAUCUUAUGGUUAUAUUGCACCAGAAUAUGGAUACACUCUGAAGGUUGAUGAGAAGAUUGACAUAUACAGUUAUGGAGUGGUACUUUUGGAGCUGCUAACAGGCAAAAUGCCUUUAGACCAUGCGUUUGGAGAAUCAGUGGACAUAGUCAAAUGGAUACAAAAGAAGAGAAACAAUAAAGCCUUGUUAGAAGCACUAGAUCCCACCAUAGCUGGUCAGUGCAAACAUGUUCAGGAAGAGAUGCUUCUUGUGCUCCGAAUUGCACUUCUAUGUACUGCAAAGCUUCCCAAGGAAAGACCAUCCAUGAGAGACAUCAUUACAAUGCUUGGAGAGGCGAAGCCUAGAAGGAAAAGCAUUUGCAGUAACGGGAGACAAGAGAAUAGCAUGGAAAAGGGAACAAUAUUUACCACAUCACCAUUAGCAAUUCUUUUUUAGCACCAACUUGUUUAGUUUAACAUGUUCACUUCCCUUUUUUAGCCGAUAGUAAAUACAUCUAUUUUUCGAUAAGGUUUUAGUUUUUUAUCUUUUUUGGAACUGCAAUCAAUCCAUCUAAAUUGCACAUUAAGAUUGUAUACUUCUAAUAAUGUCAUCUUAAUUCAA
Messenger RNA from Cicer arietinum (chickpea), 3584 nucleotides. RefSeq lists its product as uncharacterized. Lineage: Eukaryota; Viridiplantae; Streptophyta; Magnoliopsida; Fabales; Fabaceae. The record is from RefSeq and is a predicted model, not a curated record. Gene Ontology annotation, molecular function: protein kinase activity; protein binding; ATP binding. Gene Ontology annotation, biological process: protein phosphorylation.